Linum trigynum is the source of this 1548-nucleotide messenger RNA. NCBI's taxonomy places the organism in Eukaryota, Viridiplantae, Streptophyta, Magnoliopsida, Malpighiales, Linaceae. The record is from the annotation of a GenBank genome assembly.
AUGGGGCUUUUGUCUGGGAUUUUCCUGGGAAUCGCCUUCGGGAUUGGGCUCAUGGCGGGAUGGAACCAUAUGAUGAAAUACCGCAGCAACAAGCGAGUUUCAAAGGCAGUUGACAUGAAACUGCUUGGAACACUCAAUAGAGAUGAUUUAAAGAAAAUUUGUGGAGACAAUUUUCCUGAGUGGAUAUCUUUUCCAGUCUUUGAACAGGUGAAAUGGAUGAACAAGAAACUGGGCAAGCUGUGGCCCUAUGUCGCUGAUGCUGCAACUAUGGUGGUUAAAGAAUCUGUUGAACCAUUGCUCGAAGAGUAUAGGCCCCCUGGGAUAACGUCAUUGAAGUUUAAUAAGUUUUCCUUGGGAACUGUUCCACCAAAAAUCGAAGGUAUUCGCGUUCAAAGUCUCAAGAAAGGUCAAGUUACUAUGGAUAUAGAUUUCCGAUGGUGUGGUGACCCAAGUAUCAUUCUUGGGGUUGAAGCUGCACUAGUUGCUUCCAUACCGAUUCAGCUUAAGGAUCUCGAAAUGUACUCUGUAAUUCGUGUCAUCUUCCAACUUUCUGAGGAGAUACCUUGCAUUUCUGCUGUUGUUGUGGCCUUACUUUCUGAGCCAAAACCUAAAAUUGAAUACGUAUUAAAAGCUGUUGGUGGAAGCUUGACUGCCAUUCCUGGUUUAUCAGAUAUGAUUGAUGAUACAGUCAAUUCAAUUGUGACCGAUAUGCUUCAGUGGCCUCACAGAAUUGUUGUUCCGAUUGGUGGCAUACCUGUUGAUACCAGUGAACUGGAGCUUAAGCCUCAAGGGAAGCUGACGGUGACAGUAGUCAAGGCAAAUGAUUUGAAGAACAUGGAAAUGAUUGGAAAAUCUGAUCCUUAUGUUGUUCUACAUAUUCGACCGGUAUUCAAGGUCAAGUCAAAUGUAGUGGAGAACAAUCUUAAUCCUGUAUGGAAUCAGACAUUUGAUUUGAUUGCCGAAGAUAAGGAAACUCAAUCACUUAUUUUCGAGGUGUUUGAUAAAGACAUUGGACAAGACAAGAGACUGGGUAUUGUGAAGGUACCACUCAUUGACCUGGAAGCCGAGACUUGGAAAGAUAUGGAGCUAAGACUUAUGCCGGCGCUUGAUAUGUUGAAGGUUAAGGACAAGAAGGAUCGUGGAACUCUUACGAUUAAGGUGCUGUACCAUGAAUUUAACAAAGAGGAGCAGAUGGCUGCUUUGGAAGAGGAGAAGAGGGUCCUGGAAGAAAGAAAGAAGCUGAAAGAAGCUGGAGUGAUUGGGAGCACCAUGGAUGCACUGGAUGGAGCAGCGUCGAUGGUGGGCACUGGGCUCGUCGGUGGUGUUGGUCUGGUGGGGAGUGGUAUUGGUGCUGGAGCCAACCUUGUUGGAAGCGGGGUUGCAGGAGGGGUUGGGAUGGUUGGGAGUGGGUUUGGAGCCGUGGGCAGUGGGCUGAGCAAAGCUGGCAAGUUCAUGGGGAGGACUAUUACAGGGCAAUCCAGCAAGAGAAGUGGCUCUUCCACUCCUACCACUCUGGAAAAUGGCGGCGGGGCUAAGCCGCUGCAGUAA